Molecule: messenger RNA, 1605 nt
Organism: Penicillium maclennaniae
Lineage: Eukaryota; Fungi; Ascomycota; Eurotiomycetes; Eurotiales; Aspergillaceae
Product: WDR46/Utp7 family protein
Exons: 2
Coding region: 1-1605 (534 amino acids)
Biological process (GO): maturation of SSU-rRNA from tricistronic rRNA transcript (SSU-rRNA, 5.8S rRNA, LSU-rRNA)
Cellular component (GO): nucleolus; small-subunit processome; 90S preribosome
Molecular function (GO): protein binding
Source: RefSeq, a predicted model, not a curated record
AUGGCUGACUCGGGUUCGAAACAGGUCAUGACGGCCGAAGACCGUGCGGCUAAACAGCGGCUUAUUGAAGCCCAAAAGGCCUACGGACGAGGCAAAGCUAUCUCGACCAAGGCCAUUCGAAACAAGAAGAUCCGCUCGACCCUCCAGGCGCAAGAGGCCAAGCAAAAGCAAGCUGUCUUGCAAGCGAAGGAUUCAGAGAUUCUUCUCGAGCACGAGGCCGGCUUCCUUGAGCCUGAAGGGGAGCUUGAACGGACAUACAAAGUUCGACAGGAUGAGAUUAAGGAAAGUGUUGGGAUUGAAACGGCAAAGAAAGGAUUCGAGCUACGCCUCAAUGACUUCGGGCCCUAUCGCGUGGAUUAUACUCGGAACGGACGCAAUCUGUUGUUAGCUGGACGGAAAGGCCAUGUCGCAACCAUGGACUGGCGUGAUGGCAAGCUGGGCUGUGAGCUCAACUUGAACGAGACAGUUCGCGAUGCGCGCUGGCUGCACAACAAUCAGUACUUCGCGGUUGCCCAGAAAAAAUACGUUUACAUCUAUGACCAUCAAGGAACCGAGUUGCACUGUCUCAACAAGCACCUGGAGCCGCUCUACCUCGAAUUUCUGCCCUACCACUACCUUCUGGCCAGUGUUGGCAUCAGCGGUUACCUAAAAUACACCGACACUUCUAUCGGCACCACCGUCGCCGAGCUGCCCACUCGCUUGGGCCGUCCCACUGCCCUUUGCCAGAAUCCUCAUAACGCCAUUCUUCACGUUGGGCACCAGAAUGGACAAGUGACAUUAUGGUCGCCCAACUCUCAAACAGCGCUCGUCAAGGCUAUGGUUCACAAGGGACCUGUCCGCUCGCUUGCGAUUGACCGCCAAGGCCGUUACAUGGUAUCGACUGGCCAAGACCAAAGGAUGAACGUCUGGGAUAUUCGCAUGUUCCGUGAAGUCCACUCAUACUCUACUUAUCAGCCCGGUGCGUCGGUCGCCAUCAGUGAUCGCGGUCUUACCGCUGUCGGCUGGGGUACUCAGGUCAGUGUGUGGCGCGGCCUCUUUGACGCCGCCGUUGCCGACCAGGGCAAGGUGCAAAGCCCUUACAUGGCAUGGGGUGGUGAUGGCCAGCGUAUUGAAAACAUGCGCUGGUGCCCAUACGAAGAUAUCCUAGGUGUCACCCAUGACCAGGGAUUCGCUAGCAUCCUCGUCCCUGGCGCCGGAGAACCCAACUUCGACUCUCUGGAGGCGAACCCCUACGAGAAUGCGCACCAGCGCCAGGAGGCAGAGGUGCACUCUCUGCUUACCAAGCUCCAGCCAGAUAUGAUUUCGCUGGACCCAGAUGUUAUCGGAAAACUCGAUACCAUCAGCGACAAGAAGCGCCAAGAAGAGCGCAACCCGGACCACAAACCCCAAGACCACAUGGAGAAGAUCAAAAACCGUGGCCGUGGCCGCAACAGUGCUCUUCGCAAGUAUCUUCGCAAGAAGGGCCGCGGCAAUGUCAUCGACGAGAAGCGACUCAAGGCCGAGGCUUUGCGCAAGGAGCACGCCGAGCGCCACAAGAACAGGCUUCGCCAGGAGCGGGAGGAGCUUGGACCGGCUCUGGGCAGAUUCGCCAAGAAGGACUCUUAA